Molecule: messenger RNA, 738 nt
Organism: Rubroshorea leprosula
Lineage: Eukaryota; Viridiplantae; Streptophyta; Magnoliopsida; Malvales; Dipterocarpaceae
Source: the annotation of a GenBank genome assembly
CUCUGAGUGUAAAUAUCUUUUUGCUAUUUGUUACAUGUCUCUCGCAACUUCUAUGGGACACAUGGCAGGAAAUGCCAUAUUACGUUAUUUGAACUCCACAAAAUCACCUACAGCUUCACUAACUUUCAAAGGAACUGCUUAUGGAAAGCGUGCACCAAUAAUGGUUGCGUUUUCAUCAAGAGGGCCAAAUCCAAUUGGUCCCAACCUGCUCAAACUGGACUUGACUGCACCAGGAGUGAACAUAUUAGCAGCAUGGCCAGGGACUCCUAUGGCUUGCCCUCAUGUUAGUGGCCUAGCAGCAUUGCUUAUAUCAAGCCACAAAGAAUCAUCGCCAACGGCAGUUAAGUCAGCCAUGAUGACAACCACUUAUAACCUCGAUAAUAGAAGGAGUCCAAUUAAGGAUGGUUAUCAUGGUGGCGUUGCAACAACUUUUGCAAUUGGUUCUGGCCAUGUUGAUAUUCAGAGAGCUUCUGAUCCAGGAUUACUAUUUGACAUCCACCCUCUUGAGUAUUUACAUUACUUGUGCAACCUCAAGUAUAGUUCUUCUCAUUAGAUAGCCAGAUUUGAUCGAAAUUUCAAAUGCCCCAAAAGAGGAGCCAUGCAAUCUGGAAAGCUGAACUACCGUUCCUUUGCAGUGCUUUUCAAGAGUGAUGCCCAUAAUGUUACCAUUACCUAUAGAAGAACUAGCACAAAUGUUGGAAACCCUCCAGUAGGUACUUAUAAAGUGCAAGUACAAGA